UGUGUCGGCAUUUGAACCCGGCGAAGGGACGGUGCGCCGGGCCUGGGGUCUUGGCCUGUGACCGCUGACCGGGCUACGAUGAAGCCGAUCGGUCGGUCUAUCCGCCUGGCGUGUUGACGUUGGCUACAGAGCGCAGCUUCAGUCUGAUCACGGAGCAAAGCCGAAGGAACAGCACUGAACAGGUACGGAGGCGGUGACUUGGACUCAGCUGACAGACGUGUCAAAAACGACUUAAGGAAUAGCAGCAGCGAUGCUCGGAACAGCAACUUGGCUCUGUUGGCCAUAAACAGCCGGAGGACCAAAGCACUUGACAUCCAGAAAAUCGUUGAUGCUUUCACCACCAAUCACAACAACAGACAGAUUGUGCUUCUCUGAAAACAUUAAUGGUUUUGACAAACAGACAUGGCCAGUGAUCAAUCUUACCGAAGAGGAAGUUUUAAUAGCUACCAGAGCAACACAAGUGAUGAAGAUAUGGUGGAGAUCGCAGGAGCACCUCUGGACUUUUCUUUGGCAGAUGAUGUUCCUCCACUGGAUAGGGAACCACAGAAAGAGUACACGGUCUAUAAUGGAGCAGGAAUGAAUGGUGCAAGUAAGAUGAUGGAUUUUUUUGAUGAACCACUUCCUGGUGUGGGAACAUAUGAAGAUUUCAAUACAAUCGAUUGGGUCCGUGAGAAAUCCAGGGACAGAGACAGACACAGAGAGAUUGCAAGCAAAAGUAAGGAAUCAUUCUUUGCACUUAUUAAGGGUUUGGGAGAUGCUUUCUCCGGAUGGUUGGUAAUGCUUCUAGUUGGGCUUAUGUCAGGUGCCAUUGCUGGUUUGAUAGAUAUGGCUUCUCAUUGGAUGACAGAUCUCAAAGAAGGGGUCUGUUUAGUGGGAUUCUGGUACAAUCAUGAACAUUGUUGUUGGACAUCCGAUGAGAUCACUUUUGAACAGAGGGAUAAAUGUCCGGAAUGGAAGUCUUGGUCCGAACUGUUCCUUGACCAAUCUGAAGGUGCUGGUGCGUAUAUAUUGAAUUACUUCUUGUAUGUCAGUUGGGCCCUAGUUUUCGCUUUCCUGGCAGUGUCUUUGGUGCGAGUAUUUGCACCUUAUGCCUGUGGUUCUGGAAUUCCAGAGAUUAAAACCAUAUUAAGUGGUUUUAUCAUUAGGGGCUACCUAGGAAAAUGGACCUUAAUUAUUAAAACCAUCACCCUAGUUUUGGCUGUAUCUUCAGGCCUCAGUCUUGGGAAGGAAGGUCCUCUUGUACACGUGGCCUGCUGCUGUGGCAAUAUUGUUUGUCAUCUCUUUACAAAAUAUCAGAAAAAUGAAGCCAAGCGGAGAGAAGUACUAUCAGCAGCUGCUGCAGCAGGUGUAUCAGUAGCUUUUGGUGCCCCCAUUGGAGGAGUUUUAUUUAGCCUCGAAGAGGUCAGCUAUUACUUCCCUCUGAAGACUUUAUGGAGGUCAUUUUUUGCUGCUCUGGUUGCAGCCUUCACAUUACGGUCAAUAAAUCCAUUUCGUAAUAGUCGCCUUGUGCUAUUCUUCGUAGAAUUCCACAGUCCUUGGCAUUUGUUGGAAUUAUUCCCAUUUAUUCUUUUGGGAAUCUUUGGAGGACUGUGGGGAGCUUUUUUUAUACGUGCUAAUAUUGCCUGGUGCAAAAAGCGCAAGACCACUGUGUUGGGGAAGUACCCAGUUCUUGAGGUCCUUGUUGUGACAGCCAUCACAGGUAUCAUAGCUUUUCCUAAUGAAUAUACCAGAAUGAGUACCAGUGGGCUCAUUUCAGAAUUAUUCAAUGACUGUGGACUUCUGGACUCUUCACCACUAUGUGAUUAUAUUAAUGAUGCCAACAGUACCAAAACACUCGAUGACUUACCAGAUCGUGCGGCAGGUAAAGGUGUCUACAUGACAAUUUGGCAGCUGGCUCUCGCAUUGGUGUUUAAAAUCUUUAUCACAAUAUUCACAUUUGGUAUGAAGGUUCCUUCAGGACUUUUUAUACCAAGCAUGGCAGUUGGUGCUAUAACUGGAAGACUUCUAGGAGUGGGAAUGGAGCAACUGGCCUACUAUCACCAUGACUGGGUCAUCUUUAAAGGCUGGUGUAGUCCUGGAGCUGACUGUAUCACUCCUGGAUUGUAUGCCAUGGUUGGUGCUGCCGCGUGUCUAGGUGGCGUGACCAGGAUGACGGUAUCAUUAGUAGUUAUCAUGUUUGAACUAACGGGUGGACUGGAAUAUAUUGUCCCAUUAAUGGCUGCCGUAAUGACCAGUAAAUGGGUGUCUGAUGCAGUUGGACGAGAGGGCAUAUAUGAAGCACAUAUUCGACUGAACGGUUAUCCAUUCCUGGAGGCAAAGGAAGAAUUUACUCAUAAGACAUUGGCAAUGGAUGUUAUGAGACCUCGGCGUAAUGACUCUCCUCUGACAAGUCUCACUCAGGAUGGUAUGAAGGUAGAAGACGUGGAGGCAAUUAUUAAUGAAACCACCUAUAGUGGAUUCCCUGUAAUAGUAUCAAAGGAAUCCCAGCGACUUGUUGGUUUUGUCCUGAGAAGAGACUUAAUAAUUUCAAUUGAAAAUGGAAGGAAACGACAAGAUGGGGUUGUAAGCACGUCCAAUAUUUAUUUUACUGAACACUCUCCUGUGCAACUUCCAAACAGCCCUGCUGCACUCCAACUUCGUGCCAUACUGGAUUUGAGUCCAUUUACAGUCACAGACCAUACACCUAUGGAAAUUGUAGUUGACAUAUUCCGCAAACUGGGCUUAAGACAGUGUCUUGUUACCCACAAUGGGCGACUCCUAGGUAUUAUCACCAAAAAAGAUAUAUUGAAGCACAUUGCUCAGAUGGCCAACCAAGACCCUGACUCCAUUAUGUUUAAUUAAAAUAGAGCUCUAUUCAUACUAAUAGAUAUUACAGAGAGAAUAUUUUUAUUCAUGGUAACAUGCUAUGACUGGUUUUUGCAUCUUACCUUAAUCUCCUUAUGAAGAGGGAUAGCCAUACCACAAUAGAUAAACACCUGACUUUCAAUUGCACUACGUGAUCUAUAGAAAUUGUCUGAAGUUUUUCUUUGAUCAGCACUGUGGAAGUAUGUGGUGAUUGAAUGGAGAAAUAGAUUGUGUUUACUAGUUCAAUUUUUUAUUAAAUGUGUUGUAGCAGUGGUAACAUUAAGCACAAGGUUUAUAAAUUAUUUGGGCUUUACCAGCAGAUAACCAAAAUGAUGAAUCUUUGGACCUUGAGAUUAGAAUACCUCAACUUUGGUAUUGUAAUGAAGUAUGAAUUUGAUGCCCUGUACUGUGAGAUUAAUGGAACCCAUUUAUCCCCUGAAGUUUUCUUUACCACAAGUAAUUUUUAAGUUGUAUUUAAAAGAAUUCUGAGUAAAAUAGUUCAUUUUUGUUUCACCGUCCCUCUCCUCCAAUACAGAGUGGAGUAGAUCAUUCAUGCCAGCAGCUAUGUGGUAUCCACAUGUCAUCUAUCUUUACUCUAACAUAAAUGUUUACAUGACUACAAAAUAGUAUAGUAUCAAGUUAUAUAGCUAAAAUCAGAUAAAUUAAUCUUCCGGGUGUUAUAUGAAUACAUGGAAAAUUUCUCAAAUAAUCUUCAUUAAAAUGGAUCACUCUACUAGUUCUAGGGGGCUGAUUUGUAUGUGUGAAAAAUAUCACAUAUCGACAUGGAUAUUACAGAUUUUUUUUGGUUUGGAAGAAAGCAGCACUUUGUUGUGUAACUCAUGGAGUGGGUUAUCACAUCUGUAUUUUCUUUUUUACCCAAAGUGAUGCUCUACUACUAAGUAUAUGUGAAAUGUGAUGGUUCGUCAUUGAGCCAGAUCUCAGUGAUGUCUUCUGCAGGUCAAUCCAUUUUUAUUUAUUUGAAACCAUGGUGUAUGGGUGUAUGACACAGAAUUUGUACAUGUAGAAUAUUUCUGACAUAUUGAGAAUGCACAUUGCCUCAGGACAUUCCAAUUGUAUGGGAAGUAUGGUUAAAAACUCGUGUCUGCAAAUUGGUUGACAAUUGUAAAGGCGCUAUAGCAGCCUGUGGCUGGCUUUAUCCCGCAAGUGUAGCUGAGAGUUUUUAUUAAACUGGGAGAAAUUAAAGAUGUUUUCCAUCCAUCUUAUAUUGAACAGAGCUUUGUCAAUAUCUUUGUAUCUGCCAGAUCGCUAGUCAUUUCUUCACGUAUCAAAUUUGAUGGAAAUAGAUGUUUUCAGAAUAAUUGAUAAAAAUUUAACAAGCUAUGUUACAAAAAAUGAUUUUAUAUUUUCUAGCUAUCACUACAGUUUCAUAAAUGUUUUGCAUAAUUCUAGUUGUAUAUGUAUUAUAAGAAUGAAUUCUGAAGUAAAUCUUGUCACUUGCACAUCACUGUGAAGCACAAUAGACAGAUCUGGUUAUGGUGCUGAGUUCAUACCCAGAGUAUCUUCAAAUGCAAUGAAUCAUAAAUCAAUUAUCUAUGCAUCUGGUGUGAUCUUCUCUCUGUUUCUCAGUAGGGCAGCUGAAACCCGAGCUCUGGGUUAUAAUCAAACUUUGAAAUAUUUAUACUACUAAGCUGAUAAUGUCAUUUUUCAAUCUGUCUGGUUAUCAUUGGAAGUUGCUUUUAAAUAUUUUCUAUGUACAAAUUACAAAUUGAAGGAAGCUAGAAGUAAGAUUGGGAAGAUUUCUGAGGAAUAUGGGAAGGGAGGACAGAAGGCAGAGUGUAAAUCAAUCAGUCACAAUUUGGCAUGAGCAUAGAGUAAGGCCAUCCAUGAUUUGGCAGUAAUUGUUCAAAUUGUUACUUCAGAGGCCAUCAAGACUUUUGGUGGAUGAAUUAGAAGUACUAUUUUGCUGCAGUAAAGCUGACCAAAGUUUAGCUUGGCAUGUGUUUCUGGGGAUUCUAAAUCGCAAGAAGGUGAGAAGCCACGUACAGAAAUAGGUGUCUUAAUGGAAUGGUGUCACUGUACAGGUAUAAAUUUAAACCUGAUGUUGAAAUUCUAUGAAGAUUAUUUUACAUAAGAAAUGAGUUGCAAAUGGAGAUUAUUUUUCUCCAUUACAGUGCAAGUCUAAAUCUCCCUGAACCUUGAAGUGUUAGGUUUUGUACAGUGAUGGUACUAUGCCAGCGUUGAUACAUCAUGGAUUCAAUCCCCAUUCUAGAGGUUCAAGAUAGACCUUGUCUGGAAUUUUAGUGUCAAUACUAUGGGAAUUCUGUGCUAUUGUAGAGCUCAUCAUUUGGAUGAGGUAUUAAACUGAGGCUUAGUCUGUUGUGCAAUAUUUACAUCCAAAGAAGAGCUGCUGUCUAGGCCAAAAUUGUCCCUCAACUAAAAAUCUGUGAAAAUGAUUUUCAAGCUAUUAACCUAUUGCUGUUAUGCUCCCUGACUUUGCUAAGAUUGGUUGCCAUCUUUAAACAAUAAUUUUUUUUUUUAAAUCCUCAUUGCAACACAUGUACAGAUGUUGAAAGGCACAAUAUAAAGCACACUUUCCUUUAAAUCUGCAAUCUAGUGUCUUAGCAGGAAUUUACCAGUCACUAAUUUGGGUAUCUAACUAGACCUUGAAUCCCCACUCCUUGCAACAGGAGUCUUGUUUCUGGUCUAUAUGUAUCUCUAGCCCAGUAAGUCAAUAAUUCAACAGGUAGGAAAAAACGUUUGACUUUUGUGCACAAUUUAUUCACAUCUAGCUAAUUGAAAUGACCUAAUGAUUGUUCACUCUGUUUUGAAUAGACUUUUACUCUCUGUACUCCUUACAGUUUAGAUUAUAAAUCUCAAGUAUUCAAAUUGACAGUUCUUUAAAAAAAAAAAUCACCAUUGUAAUCUUUGCCAUUGAAAAAGAAUUUGGACAUAAUUCUAGAGUUUAAAUAUACCUACAAUUAUUCUUUUGGUCAGCGAGAUAACUAUUGCAUUCUGAAAGCCAGAUUUGGCUUUUACUAUGACAAUUACAUUUCAGAAAGCAAAAAUAAAUUCAAAUGUUUUAGUGGUAGGUGGUGGUAUUUAGUUAUCUAGCCCAAGUUAGUAAAUUGUUUUUCAGCACCACAAGUUAACCCCAAAACUGGUAACAAUGUACCAUAGUUACUAUAUGCAUCAAUUGGAAAUGAUCAUAUCACAAUUUACAAUGUAUUUAAGAUUAAAUAAAAAGGUAAUGUAUUGGCAUUGCUGACUGAUCUCAGAAGACUCAUAUGAUAAUAGUUAACAUUGCUCGACUGAAAUAAUUUAUUAUGUCAUUUUCACCUUUUCAAAUCAAAUAUGUAAUUUCUUGUACUGGAUACAUAACUGA
Messenger RNA from Mobula hypostoma (lesser devil ray), 6187 nucleotides. RefSeq names its product chloride channel, voltage-sensitive 5b (gene clcn5b). Gene Ontology annotation, molecular function: voltage-gated chloride channel activity. The record is from RefSeq and is a predicted model, not a curated record. Gene Ontology annotation, cellular component: plasma membrane; Golgi apparatus; early endosome. The transcript has 14 exons. Gene Ontology annotation, biological process: chloride transport; transmembrane transport. The coding region runs from base 403 to 2841 and encodes 812 amino acids. Lineage: Eukaryota; Metazoa; Chordata; Chondrichthyes; Myliobatiformes; Myliobatidae.